UCACAGAGGGAGGAAGUCAGAGCAGUAAUCUGGAGGCUGACAGACGCACACAGGUGAAAACCGCAGCGUUCUGCCCCACAGGGACGAACAGCCGCCAGAGGACAGAAUAUCGGAGGUUCGGAGUUUAUGGAUCGAUACUUUGAUGGUUCGACCUUCAAAGCGGCUGAUGGAGAAGUGAGAGCAGCUUUCUAACUGGAUCACGAGCUCAGGCUUCGUUUGGUGAGUCACUGUGAAGGAAUCGGUCCAAACUCCCGAACCCGAACCAGAACCAGAACCAGAGACGAUGAACAGCAGCAACUCCACCGAAUGUGAACCAGUUCACCAAUCGGCCAACACCUUCUUCAUGGUGAUCUACAGCCUGGUUUUUCUGGUGGGUUUGUUCCUGAACGGAUUCACGCUGCGGGUUUAUUUCUGCGUGUCGCAGCGCCAGUCCAGCAGCGUCACCGUCUUCCUGAAGAACCUGGCGGCGUCCGACUUCCUCAUCAGCCUCUGCCUCCCGCUGCGCAUCAUGAACUUCUCCACCAACUCCACCCUCAUCCGACAGGUCUACUGCAACUUCGGCGCCUCGGCCUUUUACCUCAACAUGUACGCCAGCAUCCUGUUCAUGGGCUACAUCGCUGCCAACAGGUACAUGAAGAUCGUCCAUCCUCUGGGAAACCACUUCAUCCAAAAGGCCCGAGCCGCUUACAUCAUCUCCAUGGUGACGUGGGGUUUCCUCCUGACCAUGACCAGCACCUACGUGAUCCUGUCCCUCCUCACCCACAACCAUCGGGACAAUCUGCCCGGUCUGGUCAGCUGUGACGUCCUGCACAGCGACCAGCUCAGCCUGCUCUACAAGGUCAUCCACGCCUGCUCCGCCGCCAUCUUCCUGGCCGUCCUCAUCAGCCUCAUCUGGUUCUACUACAGCACGUCCCGCCGGCUGGCGCAGGCGCAGAACAAUCAGUCCAUUUCCAGCAACUCCAAGAAGCUCGCCAAGUCCCAGCGGAACAUGCUGGUUCUGGUCACGGUCUUCUGCAUCUGCUUUGUCCCGUACCACCUCAUCCGCCUUCCCUACGCCUUCAUGAAGACGCUGGUCUGCUCCUGGAGCGGCUGGUUCUUCUACCUGAAGGAGCUGACCGUCCUGGUGUCGGUCCUCAACGUCUGCUUGGACCCUCUCAUCUACUUCAUCUUCUGCAAGGCGUUCCGGGCCCAGAUGAGCAUGAGGCGGGUCUUCAACGACACGGACACUCCGACGCAGGUGGACACCACCGACAGGCGGAGCAGCGACGGAUGGAUGAGCUCCUUCAGGAACCUCAGGAGGUUGUCAGUCGUCUCGCUCACCAAGCAAACCAGCGUCUUGUAGACGUCACACCAUCCUGGACUUUAGAACAUUAGAACAGUUAGCACCAGUAGCACCGUUAGCACCGAUAGCACAGUUAGCACAGUUAGAACAGUUAGCACCAAUAGCACAGUUAGCACCGUUAGCACAGUUAGCACCGAUAGCACAGUUAGCAUAGUUUGCUCCGUUAGCACAUUUAGCACAGUUAGCAUCAUUAGCAUAGUUAGCACAGUUAGCAGCUCAGACAGCAGUGUCGUUCUACGAUGUGAACACAGAGACAAGUGGAGGCUAGUUAGCUUAGCUUCGUACGGUGGCCCUGAGGUGCAAAACACAACAACAUUAACAAAAACACAACAACAUUAACGAAAACACAACAACAUUAACAAAAAACACAACAACAUUAACAAAAACACAACAACAUUAACGAAAGCACUACAACAUUAAGGAAAACACAACGGAAGAGGUAGGUCCCAGUGGGAGACCUAAGAAGUCGCUGAUUGGACGACAGGUCGUUUUACUUUUGAACCGGAAGUUAUGCUGGAGUGCUUCGUUUGAUUGAAAACCUAAGGAAGCGGGAAUACAGUCACUUCGCCAUGUAUUGCCCGAACUGUGGAAAGGAGGUGGUUGAGCCGUCACCAAAUUUUUGCAGUAAUUGUGGCAAGAGGCUUCAAGAAACUUGUAUGGAGGAUACUCCACAAUGUUCAAGUAAGUUAAAAAGUAUAAAGGAAGAUUCAUAUUUCUUAUGGAUGUAGUAACUUGCUAACGCUAGUGGUCUCCAGACCGUGUCCACUGUCAUCUAGUUGUUCAUUAUAAAUGCAAUUAAAAGUACACAAAGUCGCUAUAAUACAGCAGAAUUGUAUUAGCUAUAUAUCGUAAGGUACGUUACAGCUUUAGGCACUACUUUUUUAGGAUAAUUGGUGUCGUUCUGGUUCUGCUGCACUGCGAUCAGGCUAGCCGCCUUUUUGGAAGCGAACUCGCACUUAAUUUAUACUUGUGGCAGCUUUACUUCAGUUCGUAAUACAUAUCGUCUGUUUGCAUGAAUGUGAUGUGCGACAUUUUUUCUUUGCUUUACUUCUAGCACAACAGACUGUCCCAUCCUGCCUCAGCACCUUCCUUGAAUAGAAAAAUGAGGAGCGACCAAAGUAUUCUCUUGGGAGAAAGGGGUUAAAACAAAAGGUAGAAAUGAAAGUUCGGGUAGGUGCUAAAUUGGGUUCCCCUGUGUCGGGAGCGAUCAUUACAGCCAGAGAGACGAAUGAGGCGGAUCUGACCAUUUUCACGUCGCUUCUGAUCGAUUUCUCGGUAAAACAACUCAUAUAAUCAUGUGAAGGUUGUAACAUUGAGUUUAAUUGGCAGCUGUUGUUUAAAAAAUUGUAUAAUAAAUAAAUAAACAAGA
Poeciliopsis prolifica (blackstripe livebearer) is the source of this 2711-nucleotide messenger RNA. RefSeq names its product P2Y purinoceptor 14-like. Gene Ontology annotation, molecular function: G protein-coupled purinergic nucleotide receptor activity. The coding region runs from base 284 to 1342 and encodes 352 amino acids. The transcript is spliced from 5 exons. Lineage: Eukaryota; Metazoa; Chordata; Actinopteri; Cyprinodontiformes; Poeciliidae. Gene Ontology annotation, cellular component: membrane. The record is from RefSeq and is a predicted model, not a curated record. Gene Ontology annotation, biological process: G protein-coupled receptor signaling pathway.